AUGACAUCAGAUGCCAGCCACAUGCUGGACGCAGCCUUGGAGCAAAUGGAUAACAUUAUCGCUGGAGGGUUCUGCGAGGCCUUCUUGAAGUUUGGGGCCCAGGGUUACCCCUCCCAGGGUUCGGACUCUGCCCUCAUUCCUGCCCUGACCUCAGCCAUUACCCCCGACAUCAGGGUGCUGCAGCUGGUAGAGGAUCUCAGGGUAGCCCUGGAGGGCCAGGUGGACCAGGAGUCCAAGAGGAGACAGGUCCCCAUAGACACAGCACACGCCCUGUUAGAAUGGCUGGAGAAGGGAGGGGUGAGUACCUUCAACACACAGUCCCCUGUGAACGGCGAGACUAACCAAGAACGAUUGACACGCUUAGAGGGAGACAAAGAGUCCCUUGUCCUCCAGGUGAGCGUUCUGACGGACCAGGUGGAAGCUCAGGGUGUAAAGAUCAGUGAUCUGGAAAGUUCUCUGGAGGAACACCAACACAAGCUAAACUCUACAGAAGAGAUGCUGCAGCAGGAGCUCCUUAGCAGGACGUCACUGGAGAGUCAGAAGUUGGAUCUGAUGGGAGAGGUGUCCUACCUGAAACUGAAGCUAGUGGACAUGGAGGAGAAACAGAUUCAUGGAGUUGAGAGGCAGCACAAAGCAGAGAGUGUCGUAAACUUGAUUAGUGAGCUGCAGGAGCAGAUGUGUAGGUUUCAGCAGGAGAUCAAUUGCAGGAUCCGGGAGAAAACAGGCCAGGCUGACAGCAGCCUACAGAAGGCCUGCGACACUGGGUCCACGGAUGCCCAAAACCCAGACCAGGGGCUCGCCUGUGAUGGUAGCCCAGAGGAGGUACACGACAGUGGGCUGGAGGAGCCUCCUGACGUGAUCCUAUUUUCAGGCGUGGAGAAUAGCUCCAGUACUUCUGAGGAGCAGUGCUGCUGUGGAAGAGAGAGUGUCAUACUUCAAGAGCUCAGACUUCUCAAGGAGAAAGUAGACCAUCUUGAAGACCAGAAGUCCCAGUAUGAGAGGAGACUCAAAGCAGCAAAGGCAGAGCUAUCAGACCUCCAGCAGCUCCUGCUCAGUAAGAAUGCUGAGAUAGACAGCCUGCACACACAGCUCCUGGCCAGACCACUGUCCACUGAGACAUCAGAGAGAGACCAGGAGCUCCAAAGGUUAAAGACGGGGAUGGAGACACUGCUGGUUGCCAAUGAUGAAAAGGACCGGCGUAUUGAGGAGCUAACACUGCUCUUAGUCCAGUGCAGACAAUUCAGAGAUGUUGUGACCCCAAGACAAGCUCCACCCACUAUCCUCUCAAUAUCCAAUGAGAGUACUCCAUCGAGCAGCAGUGAGGAACGGGAGCAUGGAGUGGUGAUGAGGACAGUUCCUCCCAGUGUACUCCCUGAGAACAAAAAGACUGAGAAUGGGCCUGUAGAUAACCGGUGCCAGACCCUGCCGGUGAAGGCCUCCUUCCCAGAGCAUAAUGGAGAGGGAGAGUGCAGUGAGACACAGAGCCAGAGGUCUCCAGAGGGGAGUGAGGAUGGAGACUCAAGAAAGAUGGAGAAAAUGGACGACACCUCAUCCUCUGACCUUUCACCCCAGUCUUCAGGGGCGGAGUCGGGUCAACGAACUAUUGGCUCACCAGAACACUUGAAGAACAAUAACAGUAUCAGAAAGCUCUGGGGAAAGAUCAGGCGGACCCAGUCAGGGGGUCUGCAGGGGGAGGACCUGGAACCAAACCAGUUUAGGAGAGGGGGGCUGCGUGCCACAGCGGGGCCAAGGCUGACCCGGACCCCUGAGUCUGGCAGCACUGUUCGGGAUAUGAACACUCCAUUCAGCCAGUGGACCAGAGAGCAGGUGUGUGGUUGGCUGGAGGACUAUGGUCUGGGCCAGUACGUCAACCUGACCCGGCAGUGGGUCGACAACGGACAGACGCUCCUGUCCGCAAGGCCACAGGACUUUGAGAAGGAAAUGGGUAUCAAACACCCGCUACACAGGAAGAAACUACAGCUGGCUCUAAGGGGGUUCAGUACUAAAGCCAUGGAAAAGUCCUCUGAACUGGACCACAUCUGGGUUACACGAUGGUUGGAUGACAUAGGCCUUCCUCAGUACAAGGACCAGUUCCACGAGGGGCGAGUGGAUGGCAGGAUGCUCCAGUAUCUCACCGUGAAUGACCUGCUUUUCCUGAAGGUGACCAGUCAGCUUCAUCACCUCAGUAUAAAGUGUGCUAUCCACGUCCUCCACGUCAACAAGUUCAACCCCCACUGCCUCCGACGAAGGCCUGGAGAGGAGAGGAACCCCUCUCCCUCAGAGGUGAUCCAAUGGUCCAACCAUCGUGUGAUGGAGUGGCUUCGGGCGGUGGACCUGGCUGAGUACGCACCCAACCUACGGGGCAGUGGGGUCCAUGGAGGUCUCAUUAUUCUGGAGCUGCGGUUCAGCUCUGAGACCCUGGCCAUGCUGCUGAACAUCCCCCCUCAGAAGACCCUGCUCCGCCGACACCUGGCCACCGCCUUCACUGCCCUGGUGGGGACGCAGGCCUCUCUGGAGAAACGGGAGUAUGCCAACGCCAUCGGCCAUGCACCCCUCACUACCGCCGCCAAAGUCCGGCCCAAGAAGCUUGGUUUCACCCACUUCAGUCACCUGAGGAAGAGGAGGCCGGAUGACUUGGCGGACUACAUCUGCCCGAUAGACAGUGGGGGCCUUUCAGCCAUGAAUGGGGUUUCCCACCGGCCGUACACAGGGGUCCGAGGCCUUAGCCCCAUCCUGGACAGAGAGCCAGAGAGGCGGGAGCAGGUGGGGCCCAAAAGCUGA
This is a messenger RNA of Salvelinus namaycush (lake trout), 2781 nucleotides long. Its product is annotated as liprin-beta-2-like. The transcript is spliced from 21 exons. Gene Ontology annotation, biological process: neuromuscular junction development. The record is from RefSeq and is a predicted model, not a curated record. Gene Ontology annotation, molecular function: protein binding. Gene Ontology annotation, cellular component: presynaptic active zone. The coding region runs from base 1 to 2781 and encodes 926 amino acids. NCBI's taxonomy places the organism in Eukaryota, Metazoa, Chordata, Actinopteri, Salmoniformes, Salmonidae.